Molecule: messenger RNA, 2106 nt
Organism: Morchella sextelata
Lineage: Eukaryota; Fungi; Ascomycota; Pezizomycetes; Pezizales; Morchellaceae
Exons: 5
Coding region: 1-2106 (701 amino acids)
Biological process (GO): mRNA splicing, via spliceosome
Cellular component (GO): post-mRNA release spliceosomal complex
Source: RefSeq, a predicted model, not a curated record
AUGGCAUCAGAGAGCAGGGAAAAGUCGCCGGCGCCAGUGGAACGAGAGAAGGAGACAGCCACCAUCAACAACACGAGGGCAGGGACAGGGACAGGGACCGACACCACAGGUCCUCGGGCAAAGACAAGGGCGAAAGCAGAGGCGACCGAGACCGAGACCGAGACCGAGACCGAGACCGAGACCGAGACCGAGACCGAGACUCCGACCGCCACCAUCUCACGGAAAGAAGACGGCGAAGAUGGGAAAGCCGCCCCCACGUCUGCAGACAAAAGUGGCGAUGAAGACACCGGCGAAUGGGUAGAAGCGCCUGCAGCCUCUACGGAAACCGUCGGCCCGACUCCAGUUACAAACUCCGAACCUACUCUAAAGCGGGACACCUGGAUGACCGAGCCCGAUGCCGACUUCAUUGAUUACACGCAAAGAGGUGUGCGUAAAGCCACGCCGCCAAAGACCCUCACAAAGCCCGACUAUCGUCCCAUUAUCCACAAGAACGAGCUUAACGAGCAGCUUAUUGCGGGAAAAUCCGUCGACGAAUACGCUGCUGACACCAACGACGAGCCACCCUACACCUUCGGCGACUCCGGUUCAAAAUGGCGCAUGACAAGGCUCAAACGCGUCUACGAGGCUGCGGCCGAGGGUGGUAAAUCCCUCGACGAAAUUGCGAUAGAGAGAUAUGGCGAUUUGAAAACGUUUGAUGAGGCAAGAGAGGAAGAGAUGGAGCUGGGGAGGAGGGACAUGUACGGGACAGACCGGAGGGACGCGAAAACAAGGCCAACGGGGGAGUUAUACGCGGAACGGCUCAAGAAGACGGCGGAUGAUGACAUGAAGCGAAGGGCAAAGGAGGAGCGGUAUCAGGCAGACUAUGGACUUCCCAAGCUUCAAGUUUUGGAGACGAUAGCACCCCCGGUCAAGAUCUUGGAUCAGACAGCGCUCAAUCGGAUGAAGGCGGCAUACUUGAAGGCGCAAAUUAAGGGCGAUCCAAAGGCUGCUGAUAUGGAACGGGAGUACAACGAUGCUGUUGCAGCGGCCGCAGAGGCAAGGAAAAAUCCGAGCGCCAACCCGUCGCAGCAGGUAGUGAUCACGGCUAUGGACUCCCGCCACAUUGCUGGCCUGGAAGGGCGCAUGGGGCGUGAAGUUGUCGCAGGUAAAAAGGGUAAAGUUGAGGCGAACGAUGAGAUGACACUUGACGAUAUGGUGCGUGAGGAAAAGCGGACACGCGGAGCCGUCGCCGGCGGUGAGGGCAUGCUCCUCGCUGAGCGCAUCUCCAGGGAUGCAAAGUUCGAUGACAAUCUCGACUAUCUUGACGAGAAUGCGACCAAGUUGGCUAAACACGUUCAGCGCAGCGAGUUCGACUUGAAAAAUAUGGCUAUCAACGAGUUCAAGCGCAUGCAGCAGGUCCUCAAUACAUGUCCGCUGUGCGAGCAGGACGACAAGCCACCAGUCGCGCCGGUCGUAGCGACGGGCACCAGGGUAUUCUUGACCCUACCGACGGAGCCAGAAUUGAGCGCUGGAGGCGCCGUCAUUGUUCCGAUCCAGCAUAGGGUCAACAUGAUGGAGUGUGAUGACGACGAGUGGGAAGAGGUUCGGAACUUCAUGAAGAGCUUAACCCGCAUGUAUACCUCUCAAAACCGCUCCGUAAUCUUCUACGAGAACGCUGCCUCCCCACAACGCAAGCGCCAUGCUGCCAUCACCGCCGUCCCGCUGCCAGUCGAGCUCGGCGAGACCGCUGCUGCGUACUUCAAGGAAGCCAUCAUGUCCGCAGAUGAGGAAUGGUCGCAGCACAAAAAGCUCAUUGACACGCUCUCGCGAGCCCGGAAAGAAGGGCUUGGUAAGCAGGCAUUCCGUCGCAGCUUUGUCAAGCAGAUGCCGUACUUCCAUGUGUGGCUAGAGAUUGAUGGGGGGCUUGGCCACAUCAUUGAGGAUGAAAACCGGUGGCCGAAGGGCGACCUAUUUGCAAGAGAGGUCCUGGGAGGUAUGUUGGAUGUGGGGAUGGAAGUUGUGAAGAGGCAGGGAAGGUGGAAGAGGGGUGGGGAGGGAGCAAGAGUGAAAGUGUUUAGAGAGGCGUGGGAGAAGUGGGAUUGGACUAAGGCAUUGUAUGAUGCUUAA